Glycine soja is the source of this 1497-nucleotide messenger RNA. Its product is annotated as mevalonate kinase. Gene Ontology annotation, molecular function: mevalonate kinase activity; ATP binding. The record is from RefSeq and is a predicted model, not a curated record. The transcript is spliced from 5 exons. Gene Ontology annotation, biological process: isoprenoid biosynthetic process. Lineage: Eukaryota; Viridiplantae; Streptophyta; Magnoliopsida; Fabales; Fabaceae. The coding region runs from base 98 to 1261 and encodes 387 amino acids. Gene Ontology annotation, cellular component: cytoplasm.
ACGCUGGACUUUUGGACACAAAUACAAGAUUUGAAUGCAGCAACGGGGAAAGCCUAUGAAUUAAGAUUCAGAGAUCAUAAGAGUAAUAGAAAUUAGAAUGGAGGUUAAAUCCAGAGCUCCCGGGAAAAUUAUCCUAACCGGCGAACAUGCUGUGGUUCAUGGAUCCACCGCUGUUGCUUCUUCUAUUGACUUGUAUACCUACGUUUCUCUCCACUUCUCCACUCCUUCCGACAACGAGGAUUCGUUGAAACUGAAGCUGAAGGAGACGGCGUUGGAGUUCUCGUGGCCAAUCACGAGAAUAAGAGCAGCGUUUCCUGAAUCCACGGCUCAGCUAUCUUCCACGCCGAACUCAUGCUCUGUGGAGAAUGCCAAGGCAAUUGCCGCACUCGUUGAAGAGCUUAACAUUCCAGAGGCCAAACUCGGACUCGCCUCUGGAGUUUCCGCCUUUCUCUGGUUAUACUCUUCCAUUCAAGGAUUUAAGCCUGCUACUGUUGUUGUCACUUCUGAACUUCCUCUGGGCUCAGGAUUGGGUUCAUCCGCCUCGUUUUGUGUUGCGCUGGCGGCCGCCUUGUUGGCUUAUACUGAUUCUGUCUCUCUGGAUUUGAAACAUCAAGGAUGGCUCUCCUUUGGGGAGAAGGAUCUUGAGUUGGUAAAUAAAUGGGCUUUUGAAGGGGAGAAGAUCAUUCAUGGAAAGCCCUCUGGAAUUGACAACACAGUAAGCGCAUAUGGUAACAUUAUCAGCUUCAAGUCGGGUAACUUGACACAUAUGAAGUCAAGUGUGCCGCUUAAAAUGCUCAUUACUAACACCAAAGUAGGGAGGAACACAAAAGCAUUGGUGGCUGGUGUUGGAGAGAGGAUGCUAAGGCAUCCAGAUAUAAUGGCUUUUGUGUUUAGUGCUGUUGAUUCUAUUAGCAAUGAAUUGACUUCCAUUCUCAAGUCACCUACACCAGAUGAGCUCUCGGUAACUGAGAAAGAAGAGAAGAUAGAAGAACUAAUGGAAAUGAAUCAAGGUAUGCUCCAGUCUAUGGGGGUCAGUCAUGCCACAAUAGAAACUGUUCUUCGAACAACAUUGAAGUAUAAGUUAGCCUCCAAAUUGACAGGAGCUGGUGGUGGGGGCUGUGUUCUGACACUGCUUCCAACAUUGCUAUCAGGCACCGUUGUUGACAAAGUAGUUGCUGAACUGGAGUCAUGCGGGUUCCAAUGUUUCAUUGCUGGAAUUGGCGGGGGAGGUGUUGAAAUUAGCUUUGGGGUGUCAUCUUGAUUUUCUGUUAUUAUUUUUCCAAGGACUGACAUCAAUGAUCACAGCAUCGGAUCCUCAAAUAAUCAGCAUAAAAAUAUAUGCUACCCUUUUUACAGCUUGUGCAUCAAUCUGUUACUUUUUCUUUUCUACUUUUGAAUCAAUUUAAGCAUUUUCUUAUUCAAUCCUGAACGGAAAAUGGAGAAUAUAAACUCAUAUUUGGUUAAUAAGUACCAUUCGAGUUUGAUCCUUGACGAAAA